AAUUCAAUUUUAUAUAAAUAAGUAAUUUUAUUUCAUGUUUUACUUAUUCAGUAGUGUAGUUAUUUCAUUUUUCCUGUCGGAUUCUUGCAGAUUGACUGAUUGAGAAAAACAAAUCGCUUACUAAGAUAUUCUUCUUGCUGGACUUCAUUUGUUGGUAAAAUGUGAAAUGGCUCUUUACCUUGGAUGAUUUUGCAGACGAUUAAGGAUGCAGCAGCACCUGGAGGUAUAAGUGCCUUUUUCCAUUGUGUCAUUAUCACAACGAAUUAGUACAGUACCCAUAAAGAAAUAUUAUCAACCAGCAGGAGGGUCUUCAUGCUGUUGGAAGUUCAAUGCCCAGUAGUAUCCUUUCAAAUUCUUCAAUUCUUCAUGAGUUCCCAUCUGAAAAUAUGUGGUUUUUUAUAUUGCUUCUGGUGGAUAUUAUUUGCGUUUCAUUAGGCCAGCUUUCAAAGUAUAUGAAUAACAAUGAAGCAUAUGAUAAGCCAUUCUUUAUCACUUACAUACAUUCCUGUAUGUUUAGCAUUUAUUUGUUGGGGUUCUGUCUUUGGCCAUCAUGGAGGGAUUAUUGCAGCAGUCCUCGAAAUUAUAUGAUAAUUGAUAACAACCUAGAGGAUGACAAUUUUUAUCAUGAUAGCCAUUCUAGUUUGAGUAAUCCAGUAUAUGUUCCUGUAAAGAUAUCUGAUAGAGAUAACAUAGAUAAAAGUUCAGGCACAGAAAGUGAUGAUACAUGUACAAAAUCAGUUCGUUUUAACAAAUUAGCAGAGGUGAGACAAAUGUCUGAAUUGGAAGCUGCUGAAGCAAUGAUGGCAAGAUUACCUUAUCAUGCCAGUGCAAAAGCAGAACAUGGAAAAAUAACAUACAAUUUACCAAUAUAUAAAGUUAUUAAACUUGCUUUUGUUGCUGGUUUAUUGUGGUUUAUAGGAAAUUAUAGUCAUGCAUUAGCUUUAAAAAUGGUACCCAUUGAACUUGUAAACUUUUUGUCUUCAACAUCAAGUAUUUUUACUCUGGCUUUGUGUGAUUUUUUACCUGCUAAUCAAACAGAUAAAUUCACACUGUCAAAACUAAUGGCUGUGUUUAUAAGUAUCUUAGGACUGGGAUUUGUAAUAUUUUCAAAAUCAAACAUAGAAUCUCCUAUUCUCACGCAAGGAGCGCUCCUAGUAUUUCUUCAUGCGCUCUUUAUUGCGUCCUAUGCUGUAUUUUUAAGGCGUAAGAUUGAUCAUGAAGAUAAAAUUGACAUUCCCUUAUUUUUUGGUUUUAUUGGUCUUAUAAAUUUAUUUGUAUUGUGGCCUAUCAUGCUGUUUCUCAAUUUAAAUGAUUGUGAGCGCAUCGAAUGGCCCACAAAGCAUCAAUGGUCUCACAUUCUUUUAAACGGAUUCAUUGGGACAGUGAUUUCAGAAGUUUUGUGGAUAUGGGGUGCUUUCCUCACUUCUCCUCUUUUGGCGAUAAUGAUGUUAAGUUUAAUUCAUCCGUUGACAAUGUUGACGGAUUUUUUAUAUGAUAAACUGACCUAUCCUUAUUUAUUCUAUUCUGGGAGUGCGUCGAUGGUGCUAGCUGUAGUUUCGAUUGUAGUACUUAUUCAAUACGAGAAUUGGGACCCAGUGUUAAAUGCUCUACGUCGUGCCUAUUCUAGCGUCUUUACUAACCUCACAAUAGUUCGGAGUAGAAUUUCAGAUCAAAAUUCUGAACAAACUGAAGCUCUUAUAAGUAUUAAUAGUGAACAUGAAGCGUAAAUAGUAAUUAUAUUUUUUAAAUGAACUUGUAAUGUAAUGAUGGGCAAAUUGAAUUGCAAAUCAUUGCGGAGGUUGAGAUUUUAAACGCUUUUCCAAUUCAGGGAAUUACAGAAACAUCGUAAUGUGCCUGAAUUGACUGACAAUAAUUAAAAAAAAAUGGGCAAUCAUUAAUAGAUAUUUUUUUCAUUUUGGUUGUUUUAAGGAUACAUACCUGGCAGUGUCUGUAUCUCUGGAUGCCCUAAUUUUUCCAGUUUAUUAGUUUUAUAACUUUCAUUUAUUUAAAAACUAUUAAUCAUUCUAAAACAUGUUUAUUGAUAUUUUAAUCAUAUUUUCUUUUGGCAAUAAUUAUCAUUCAGAGAGACAGUUAAAGACCACAAUUUUUAUAGACGAUGGACGCGAUAUGAAAAGUAGUAUAAUUGAGAGUAUAUAGUGAUUUGCUUUUGAUGACCCAUCAUUGUUAUUAACAGUAUUACUGUAAUUUUCUCAUGUGUCUGUUAAAAAAUAUGUAAUAUAUUUAACUUAACGCAGAAUAUGCUAUGUUUAGAUAUUUAAAACGUAUAAACUGAUUUAAGCUUUGUUUAGUUAUUAAGUAGGUAAAGUUAAUGAUAAAAUUGUGAUUAAAUAUACACAUACAUCUUCUAUUCUAAUAAGUGGAUUUAUUGUAUUUCAGUGAUAAAUAUUUUCUUAGCACAAAAAGAUGGAAUUGUAUAUUCGUAUUAAAUUUGAUUUAAAUUGUCCUACCGUAAGUAGCAUUUUAGAUUUUUAUAUGUAGCAUUUUAGAUUUUUAUAUCUAAAUGUAUUUAUUGUGAAGUUCCUUUAAUGUUUGCAUAAUGUUAAUUCUAACUUACCUGUAAUAUAUUAUCGAUGUCUUCUUUAAAUGAAUAUGUAGAUAAAUGUACUUUAAGACAUUUACUCUUUAUUAAAUGUUAAUUUAGUGUUCAAAAGAUAUAUUCUAUUUUGUAUUUUUUUAUAUGUUGUAUACUAUUUAAUUCUGUCAUUGUAUUUUUUAGAUUGUGGAGAACAUCUUUCAAUUAAUACCUAAUUUAUAAUUUUUUUUAUGUUACAAUCCUUUAGGAGAUAAAAAAUAAAUAGGUGUUUAAGAAAGCUAUGAAAAAACAAGAUUAAUGACUUUGACAUUUUUGAUGCAAGUUUUAUUGACGCUAUUGAAAAUAACGUUGAUGUUCAAGAUUGAAGAUUUUAAUAAGUGGUUUUUUUUAUUGAAAUUUUGAGAUGAGCGAAAUUAAAUUACCAGUCGUUGUGAAAGAUGAUGUACUUGAUUUGAGAAAUAGUAACAUAACUGAAGCUUCAAAAAAUAACAGCAUCAGACUGAAGAGAGAGGAAAGGUCUCCUUCACUUAAAUCAGUAUCUCAUACAGCCCUUGAAGUUAAACAGAAUGUUCUAGGAGAUUAUGACCAAGAAAAAAUGGAACAAAGACACAUAAAUGCAUUAAAAAGCUUAGGUAAAAAUCAGAACUUGCCUCCUGUACAAAAAACAUUAGAAGAAAAGAAACACAAGUUUCGAUCUAGGACUCUCGAUCCACGUUUCAGAAGGUCUCGAUCUCCUAACAAAAAAGUGACAAAUUCUCAAUCGAUUUCUGCAAUUAAACCAACUCAUAUUAAAGUUCAUCAUCGACCCAGAUCAAUGCAAAAUUUUUCAAACAGCCCUGCUUUUUAUGCAAUGAAGCAAAUAAUGGGUAAAGAAAAUGAAAACAUUUGUGAUUUUCUAAUAUCAAACAGUACUCACACUGAAAUGGAUGAAAAUGUGCACGUUAAUGAAAAAGGUACAAUGACUGAAAAUGUAGUUGCCUAUGAAACGAAGAACCCCCCAUUUGAAAACUUUUUAAUAAACAACGGCAGUGGAGAAAAGCUGUAUACUAAAGAUUCUUAUUGGAAUGAUCCCAAGAAUUUAGAUAAAACUCUUAAACCACCCUUAAUGAGAGCAAAGUCAUCAAUAUCAUCUUUUACAACCAGAAAGUCUUUACAAAAGGUGGAAAAGCUUGAUACAAAGAUUUGCCCAAGAUGCCGUCACUCUAUCAGCGAAAAUGAUAAUGAUGCUAGUACAUAUGUAUUUGAUGAUGUUACUGAAGUCACCGAUAUUCAACCCAUAUUUUUUGCGAAAAUUACAGAAAAGAUUAAUAACUUGACCAUACCUUUCGAAAAAACUAAACUUGAUAUCUCAAAAUUUCUUAUUGGAUAUGUAACUGCAUUAAUUAUAGUAACGUUAAUAAUUGGAGUUUUUUUAUUAUUGGAUCCCACUCCGUUACUAGAAUUUAUAGAAAAUUGCUUUUAUGAAGAAUCAUCAGAACCAGAAAUACCAGAAACUGAAGAAAGUUUUCUGGAUAUUUUCAACUUUAGCGGAACUUCCUUAUUUUCAAGAAUGCAUAAUAUUUUGGAUAAUAUUGUUGAUAUACUUACCACAAAACGAAAACAGACAAUUCAAUCUGAAGUAGUCGAAAAUAAUGAUAAAUGGUGGCUUUUUUGAUGUCUGUGAUUUGUACCAAUAAGUUGCACCUCCUUAGUAUACGUAUAUAUAAUAUUUGAAAGAAAAUAUAAUAAAAUGUAAGUUGACUUGCUAUACAACUAAAUCAAAAGUAAUAAAGCAUUUCUCAGACAAAA
Agrilus planipennis (emerald ash borer) is the source of this 4342-nucleotide messenger RNA. It is a transcript of the gene Slc35f5, whose product is annotated as solute carrier family 35 member F5. The transcript is spliced from 20 exons. Lineage: Eukaryota; Metazoa; Arthropoda; Insecta; Coleoptera; Buprestidae. The record is from RefSeq and is a predicted model, not a curated record. Bases 330 to 1727 code for a protein of 465 amino acids. Gene Ontology annotation, biological process: regulation of peptide transport.